CAUAGGUAUACAACAGAAAAAACAAUCAUCAUCUGGAGAUCUUCUUGAGUAAUCACAUUUAUCUAUUGUUUAAAAUUUAAAAUGAAUCGCAAUACGAAAACCGGAAAAGAGAAGUAUGCUAGUCAUAUGACAUUUGACGAAUAUGGUCGACCGUUCAUCAUUUUACGAGAACAAGCUGAAAAAGAGCAGAUCAGCGGCGUUGAUGUGAUCAAGGGUCAUAUUUUAGCAGCCAAAGCUGUAACAUCAAUAAUGAAGUCAUCCCUGGGUCCUAAAAGUUUAGACAAAGCUAUGCUAUCCCCUGAUGGAGAUUUAAUCGUUACCAACGAUGGUGUCACGAUUUUACAACAAAUGGACGUAGAUCAUGCCAUCGCAAAAUUAUUAGUCGAGUUAUCAGAAUGCCAAGAUAGUGGAGUAGGAGACGGUACCACGGGUGUUGUUGUUUUAGCAGGCGCUUUAUUAGAAGAAGUAGAUAAAUUAAUCGAGAAAGGAAUUCAUCCGAUUAGAAUUGCUGACGGGUUCGAAUUAGCUGCUCAGUUUUGUAUGAAACAUUUGGACUCGAUUAGCGAACAGAUUUCGGUGGAUAAAAAUAAAGAUUUUUUGAAGCGAAUCGCUAUGACGUCGUUGAGAUCAAAAAUAGUUAGCAAAUGCACCGAGAAGUUCGCUGAAAUGGCCGUCGAAGCAGUUUUGAAAGUUGCAGAUCUUGAAAACAACUUCAUCGAUUUGGAACGUAUCAAAAUGGAUGGUAAAACUGGCGGUUCGUUGGAAGAUACCAUGUUGGUGAAUGGUGUUGCUCUAGAACAGCAAUUCUCUCACCCUCAUAUGGAAAAGGAAUUGACGAAAGCUGCAAUUGCUGUCGUAGCUUGUGGAUUGGAAAUGCCCAAACCGAAUCAAGUGAAAGCUUAUUUAGAAAUGGCAUCUGUCGAUACAUUUAAAGAAGUUGAAGAAUACGAACAAGAAAUUUACGACCUGAUGGUUAACAAACUUGUUGAAGUUGGAGCGAAUUGUGUAGUUUGUCAAGCAGGAAUCGAAGAUACCGCGAAUUAUUUGUUGUUACGUACAAACACGAUAGGCUUGCGAUAUGUUUCCGAACGUGAAAUCGAACUCAUGCGAAGUGCCACUGGUGCCAAAGUAGUAGCACGAUUUGAAGAUCUAACGAACGAAAAACUUGGAUUUGCUGGAUCAAUUCGAGAAAUAUCGAUAGGUACCGAUAAUAGUCGACUGGUUCUUUUUGAAGAUUGUCUGAACUCUUCAGUUGUAACGAUAUUAAUUCGCGGAGGCAAUAGUCUUAUCAUCGAAGAAGCGAAAAGAAGUUUCCACGAUGCUCUGUGUAUGAUUAAAAAUCUUAUUCUUGAAAAUAAAAUUGUUUACGGAGGUGGAUCUUGCGAAUUGUCUUGCGCUAUUGCGGUCUCAAAGGAAGCUGAUAAAAUUUCAACCUUGGAACAGUAUUCAUUUCGAGCUUUCGCCGAUGCUUUAGAAAGUAUCCCUAUUACGUUAGCGGAAAAUUGUGGUUAUUCUCCCAUCCAUUUGGUCACAGAAACAAGAUCGAGACAAAUUUUAGAAGAAAAUCCUUUCUUAGGAAUAGAUUGCAUGCAGGAAGGAACCAGCGAUAUGAAAAAGCAACAAGUAAUCGAAACCUUGCGCAGCAAAAAACAGCAAAUACUUUCAGCGAUGCAAGUUGUCAAACAAAUUUUGAAAAUUGACGAAGUUAGAGCUACUGAUAAAAAUUAUGGUAAACAUGCUCCCGGACAAUUUUUCUAAUAAUACGUGAAUUUUGUACUC
Messenger RNA from Planococcus citri (citrus mealybug), 1779 nucleotides. RefSeq names its product T-complex protein 1 subunit epsilon-like. The record is from RefSeq and is a predicted model, not a curated record. The coding region runs from base 82 to 1758 and encodes 558 amino acids. NCBI's taxonomy places the organism in Eukaryota, Metazoa, Arthropoda, Insecta, Hemiptera, Pseudococcidae. Gene Ontology annotation, molecular function: ATP hydrolysis activity; ATP binding; ATP-dependent protein folding chaperone. Gene Ontology annotation, cellular component: chaperonin-containing T-complex. The transcript is spliced from 10 exons. Gene Ontology annotation, biological process: protein folding.